Molecule: messenger RNA, 156 nt
Organism: Prunus armeniaca (apricot)
Lineage: Eukaryota; Viridiplantae; Streptophyta; Magnoliopsida; Rosales; Rosaceae
Source: the annotation of a GenBank genome assembly
AUGUCUUCUGAGAAACCCGACUUCACUAAAGCCCUUUGGCCUAGUACUGGUCCUUCGCCGCAGCCGCCUUCUGAGAAUGGUCCCCCGUUUCCAACUCUUAAGAAGUGUGCUGGAAAAGAUAGGAAGAAAAAUGGGAAGAAGAAAGGGAACGAGUGA